AUAACUCACUCAAUUCGCGAGGCAAAAUCGAAGCAAAAGAACCGAAACUCUCUCUCUCUCUCUACCUCUGUCGAUCGAUCCAGCUUCCGUUGCUCGGGCCUGCGAUAAUGGCGGAGAAGAUCUCUCACCUCUCCCACACGCUCGAGCCGAGGAGGGAUGCAUAUGGGUUUGCUCUAAGACCUCAACACUUGCAGAGAUAUAGAGAGUAUGCUAAAAUUUACAAGGAAGAGGAAGACGAAAGAUCAGAGAAAUGGAAAAACUUCCUUGAACAACAAGCGGACACAUCUCAAAAUUGCUGGUCUGAGAGGUUGCAUAAGGAGAGAUUGCCAAGUGGAGUAAGUGAGCACAGAGACGGGACUGUUUCAGACAGGCCUGCAGAGGGGGAUGAUCCAAGUGAAAACAAGCCUUCUGAUGGUUCAACUGGAAGUAGCCCUGAAAGGGAAGUUCAUUCUACAGAAAACUUAAAGUCUGAUAAGGUGCCAAGAUGGGCAAAUGUUAGACCAGUCCUUGGUGCAAUUGAGAAUAUGAUGAGUUUCCGUAUUAAGAAAGCAAAAAAUGUGGAGGAUGACUUGAAAGGUGUAAAUGGUGCUCAUCUUCCAACAGUUGAUGAAGUUAGUCAUUCGGGACAGACUUCUGAAGAGGAUAGUGAGGGAGAUGUUGAACUUGAUGAGGCAUCAAAUGGCAGCGCCAAUUCAUCCAAUGGAGAAAGAGCUGUUAGUGAAGGGAUGCCCUUGGAAUCUUCUUUCCCAUGGAGAGAAGAACUAGAAUGUCUUGUUCGAGGAGGAGUGCCCAAGGAUCUAAGGGGUGAGGUAUGGCAAGCCUUUGUAGGUGUAAGAACACGUCGGAUAGAGAGAUAUUACCAGGACUUGCUAGCACAAGAAGCUAGUGAUGAUGAGGGGAAAGCGCUUGACAAUUCACCUGCUGUACCCCAGAAGUUGAAAAAGCAGAUUGAGAAGGAUAUACCUCGGACAUUCCCAGGUCAUCCUGCUUUAGAUGAGAAUGGUAGAAACUCAUUGAGGCGAUUACUUAUAGCAUAUGCACGGCAUAAUCCCUCUGUUGGAUACUGUCAGGCAAUGAACUUCUUUGCUGGUUUGUUAUUGCUUCUGAUGCCUGAGGAAAAUGCCUUUUGGGCUUUAGUGGGCAUCAUUGAUGACUAUUUUGGUGGGUGUUACACAGAGGAAAUGAUAGAAUCUCAGGUGGACCAGCUAGUUUUUGAGGAGCUGAUGCGGGAGAGGUUUCCCAAACUGGUUAAUCAUCUGGAUUUCUUGGGAGUGCAGGUGGCAUGGAUCUCCGGGCCAUGGUUUCUUUCAAUUUUUGUGAAUAUGCUUCCAUGGGAGAGUGUUCUCCGAAUAUGGGACGUGCUUCUAUUUGAAGGGAAUCGUGUAAUGCUUUUCCGAACAGCUCUUGCUUUGAUGGAGUUGUAUGGUCCUGCUAUUGUCACAACCAAGGAUGCUGGUGAUGCAAUAACUUUGCUACAAUCACUUGCUGGCUCCACAUUUGAUAGUAGCCAACUUGUUUUGACUGCUUGCAUGGGUUUUGUGGCCAUAACUGAAGCUCGACUUCUUAAAUUGAGAGAAAAACAUCGUCCCUCUAUCCUAGAGGUGAUUGAGGAAAGAUCAAAGAAGGGACGAGUGUGGAAGGACUCUAAAGGGCUUGCCACAAAACUGUACAGUUUUAAGCAUGAUACUUCAUCACUUGUCCAAGAAACAAAAAGCACUGAAAGGCCAGAAGAUGUAGCUGCAGAUGCAGACACAUCCCAUUUGGAGAAUUCUUCCCACCUGGAAGAUCUUCUUGGUGGCUUGGCUGUUGAUUCGGAAGUUGAUUCUCUGCCAGAUCUCCAAGAACAGGUUGUGUGGUUAAAAGUUGAGUUAUGCAGGUUGCUGGAGGAGAAGAGAUCUGCCAUACUCAGAGCGGAGGAACUGGAGACAGCACUUAUGGAGAUGGUGAAGCAGGACAAUCGGCUUCAAUUGAGUGCAAGGGUGGAGCAGCUGGAACAAGAGGUUACUGAACUAAGGCAAGCCCUUGCUGACAAGAAAGAACAAGAAACUGCAAUGCUUCAGGUCCUCAUGCGGGUAGAGCAAGAGCAAAGGGUAACUGAAGAUGCUCGACUUAGUGCAGAACAAGAUGUUGCUGCUCAGAAAUAUGCAGUUCAUGUACUCCAGGAAAAAUAUGAGAAGGCUAUGAUUUCCCUGGCUCAGAUGGAAAAGAGGGCGAUCAUGGCAGAAUCAAUGCUGGAGGCUACCUUGCAAUAUGAAACUGGCCAGAAUAAAGCACACCAGGCUCCAGGGUCUGCCCAUAAUCAGAGCUCCGUGCAGGAAACUCCCACAAGAAGGAUAGGUCUUUUUGGACUUGGCUGGCGUGACAGAAACAAGGGAAAACCCGAGGAGUCCAAUGAGAGUCCGCAGAAAGAAAUUGGCAACAGAGAGCUAGAACAACAGCCUAAAUAGAGGUGACCUGCGGGUUUUUGUAUUCCAUUGAUUUGUAUUUAAUCUCCCAAACAAUUUUUUGUCACAACAUUCCUCAAAUAAUAAAAAUCAUAGUUUCACUGAGCGA
Eucalyptus grandis is the source of this 2553-nucleotide messenger RNA. Its product is annotated as TBC1 domain family member 10B. NCBI's taxonomy places the organism in Eukaryota, Viridiplantae, Streptophyta, Magnoliopsida, Myrtales, Myrtaceae. The record is from RefSeq and is a predicted model, not a curated record. The coding region runs from base 108 to 2447 and encodes 779 amino acids. The transcript is spliced from 18 exons.